GAGAGAGAGGUCCAACACCAACUAUUGAGAAGGAAGAUGAAGUCUGCAUUGUGCUUGUGUCUGUUGCUUCUUGGACUUCAAGUCCAGGGUCACCAUAGACCCAACCUCGAUGAACAGCAGGAACAAAAAAAGUCCCAUUCUCUGAAAGACCUUUCCAAGGAUGAAGGUGAAAACUUGGCUCAUGCCAAGAUAACCCGCAGCAAUGCUGACUUUGCAUUUAAGUUUUACAGGCAGGUCAGCGAGGAGGCAAGCAACAAGAACAUUUUCUUCUCUCCUAUGAGCAUUUCCAUUGCGUUUGCUAUGCUUACCCUGGGGGCCAGAUCAGACACUCUCAGUCAGCUGCACAAUGCCCUCGUCUUCAACCUAACAGAGAUGGAGGAACGGGAGAUCCAUGAGGGAUUUCAGCAUGUCCUCCAAUUGCUGAAUGAUCCUCAGCAAGAAGUCCAGUUGAGCUUGGGCAAUACUCUGUUCGUAGAUCAUCAACUGAAACUGCUCCAGAAAUUUUUGGAUGAUGCCAGAAAUUUUUAUUAUUCAGAAACUAUUUCUACUAACUUCCAGAAUCUUGCAGAGGCUGAGAAGGAAAUCAAUAAGCAUAUAGAAACAAAAACCCAUGGGAAAAUUGUUGAUUUCCUCAAAGAUCUUGAUGAGGAUACCAUGAUGGUUUUGAUUAACUACAUUUUCUUUAAAGGCUACUGGGAAAACCCUUUCAAUGAACGGGCCACUGCAGACGGUGACUUCUUCUUGGAUAACAAGAAUUCUGUUAAAGUGAAAAUGAUGCAUCAGAAAGACUUCUUUAAUGUCCAUAGGGAUGAGAAGUUGUCUUGCUGGGUAGUAGAAAUCCCAUACAAAGGAAAUGCUGCUGCAUUGUUUAUUCUGCCUGAUGAAGGGGCAAUGAAGCAGGUGGAAGAUGCUCUGGUAAAAGAAACAGUGUCUAACUGGACUCAGUCAUUUCAAAACAGGAGAAUCUACCUGGACCUACCAAAAUUCUCUGUCUCUGGCUCCUAUGAUCUUAAGAGACUGUUUAUGAAAAUGGGUGCGACAGAGGUGUUCAGUAACAGCGCUGAUCUCUCUGGAAUAUCAGAACGUACUCUUCUGAAGGUUUCCAGAGCACUUCACAAGGCUGUGGUAGAUGUUAGAGAGAAUGGCACAGAGGCUGCUGCAGUGACCGUGGUAGAAAUUGUACGAUUGACUUCAAUGCUUUCUUCUCCUCCUCACAUCACAUUCAACAGAGCCUUCCUGAUGAUGAUUGUUGACAAACCCACCCGUAGCAUCCUCUUCAUGGGAAAAAUUGUGAACCCAGCUAGCAAGGAAGAUUAGGCCAGAGCUCUUGUGAUCUCAAGUGCAGAGAAGAGAGCUUGUGCUCAUCCCAGGGACAUCUUUGCAAAAAAAGGGACUGUAAUUCCUUCCUAACUAACAAAUAAAUCCAUAUUACAUGAAGUUUUUCUUCACUUACAGAGAGUUGGGAACAAGCAUGAGUGGGCCAUGUUUAAAAAAUCAUAGAAUCUUAGGAUGCAUUGGUUGAAAGAGCAUGAUGACCUUUAAAGGUCAUCUAGUCCACUCCUCUGUGAUAAGUAGUGGCAUCCUCAAUUAGGUCAGGUUGCUCAGAGUCCCAUCAAGCCUGUCUCCUGGGGUGGGGCCUCUACCACCUCCAGUGCUCCACCAUCCUCAUAGUAAAGGACUUUUUCAUCUGUGGUGUCUUAAACAGAUGAACAUCUCCCUACCUCAUUCACUCAUCAUCAGUUCCAUGAUCUCUUCCUUGCAUACCGAUAAAGCUUCCUACUCCUGAGAAAAUCCUAAUGCUGACCACUUCCUGCAUAACAAGUCCUCAGCCCAGAAAUCACUAAUGUAUCCCCUUCAGUUGAGGAACCAUCCUUUACUUCCCUCUCAUUCCACUGCCAGUCCUAGGAGGGCUUUGUCUUUGAGGUCUCUCCAGGACUCAGUGGCUAAGAAGGGAAACAAAAACACAGACAUGCUAAGACUUUCCUCUCCUAGAUGGCAGAUACCCCUGGUUAAAGAAUAAACAUUUUACUUCCAACCUGAUAACUCCUACCA
Molecule: messenger RNA, 2052 nt
Organism: Pogoniulus pusillus (Red-fronted tinkerbird)
Lineage: Eukaryota; Metazoa; Chordata; Aves; Piciformes; Lybiidae
Product: alpha-1-antitrypsin-like
Exons: 5
Coding region: 37-1317 (426 amino acids)
Biological process (GO): negative regulation of endopeptidase activity
Molecular function (GO): serine-type endopeptidase inhibitor activity
Source: RefSeq, a predicted model, not a curated record